AUGGCGUACAAUACGUUAAGCGUGAAAAGCAAGCCCGCGGGCCCAGCCCAGUCGCUGCGAAUUACCCCAUCCAACUCACCUUCCAUACGACCGCCAACCCGCUCCUCCAACAAACCAUCUCUAUAUCAGUCAGCUUUAUCCCUUCAGACAGUUAUCGGCACCACGACAACUACCCCCAAUGGGUUCUCUUAUCAUGAUCAAAGCAAGUCGUUUGCAUUCUGUGCUGGAUCCGCCGGUGUCUUAGCAGAACUGGAUGAUGGCGAUAAUGUGAAUCAACGCUUUUUCCGUGCUCGGCCAACAGCCAACAGCAUAAAUCCAAUAACGUCAUUCUACAAUCAAUCCACGCCCCCAACCACACCCGAUAAUAGGGCAAAGUCUCUGCCAGGUAUAAAGGCGACACCGCAUAACGGCAACUAUAAUGGUUCAUCGUCAACUGAAAUGGCGGAAGCACCUAGUCCCCGUUCGUGGUCAUCUAGGGAAAGGGUGAAGGCCGUUACUAGUAUCGCCAUAAGUCCGAAUGGAAGGUUCCUUGCUCUAGGAGAGACGGGCUAUAACCCCAGGGUCUUGAUCUUUUCAACUGCAAAAGACGCACCUCCCGAUAUUCCGCUCUCCAUUCUCACCGAACAUACAUUUGGCGUCCGUGCACUUGCUUGGAGCUCGAACUCACAAUACUUGGCAACACUGGGGAACGUGAAUGACGGGUUCCUCUUUGUAUGGUCCAUCGGGCUCAAGAAUGGCUCAGCCAGGCUCCACUCGACGAACAAAUGUACUACCGUUGUUCGUGACAUGACUUGGCUAGGUCACGCUUUGAUCACUGUGGGUGUCCGGCAUGUGAAGGUUUGGAGACUUCCCGAUAUCAGGCCUGCAUCCCCAACCAAAUCUCGUGCCAAUACCGGCGAUGGCCCCAGCAACACCGCGCCAAAGGCCCUUUCUGGAAGAAACUGCGUUUUAGGAGCCCUGGCCGACAAUACCUUCACUAGCGUCGUCGGGAUUACCGACUCCGAGGCUGUGGUUGGUACUGACUCUGGAGCACUCUGUAUUGUUGACGACAGGGAUGGCAAUGCCAGACUUACUCUCAUUCGGUACAUGGAGUUCGGCAUCACGUCACUAACAUCUGACCCAGACCGGGCCUGUUUAUGGGUAGGCGGUCGUGGUAGACGAAUGCGAAGACUUGCCUUUGAAUCCUUGCGAGCAGCAUGCAGCCCAUCGUCUCCACGCACGUCUAGUCGGUCAUCAACGGAGCUAAAAUCUAAAGAACCAGCCAUCACUUGUAUUGGUUCUCUUAUGUCUCACGUGGUUACUGUUGAUAGUACCAAGGCUAUCCAUAUAUAUCCCGCCGAAGACUUAAACGAUGAAGUUGACAGCUGUGACACGGGAACCACUAUGCCUGCCCAUAGAGAUUCCGUUCUCGGUAUAGAGCCACUGAGUACACCAAACUACCUGAGAGCAGAUUUUUUUACUUGGUCUUGCAAGGGUGUCGUCAAAUUUUGGAACACCCAGGGCGGGUGCUGCGACACGCGGACAAUCCCUGUUGAGCCGCUCUUAGGCGGCGAUGACGACAAUCUUAAUGAGCUCAAGAUAUUGCGUGCAAGCAAGGACAUGAACUUGUUUGUCUCCGGGGACAAACUCGGUGUUUUACGUAUAUUCCAGGGGCAACCGUGGAAAUGUGUGAAUGAAGUUAGAGCCCAUGGAGGGGAGAUCACAGAUAUCGCUUUAUAUGAGACUCCAGAUUCCUGCAUCGUUGCUAGCUCAGGGCGUGAUCGGAUGGUGCAGCUUUUCGAAAGGCGUGACGAUAGCCUUCAGCUGCUUCAAACCAUGGAUGACCACGUCGGCUCUGUAGGCCAGCUUCUUUUUGUCAAUGGAGGAGAACGGCUACUAUCCUCUUCUGCGGAUCGUACUGUUCUCAUAAGAGAACGUGUCACCCGCGAAACCGACGGUGCAACAGCCAUUGCCUACAUGAUAUCGAAGGUGAUUACCUUGAGAUCAUCCCCGGUAUCUAUGUCAUUAUCUCCGGAUGACCCAGACAGCAUAAUUUUCUCAACUAUUGAUCGUUGCGUACAACAAUAUGAAAUGAGCUCCGGUCGUCAUGUUCACUCUUUCCGCGCAGCUGAUUCCGAAUCUAAUGAUACGGUGGUCAUGGGCUCGUUAACGGUCACCUCUGCUAUCUCCGGACAAAACCCUAAAAUGCUCAUCGGGGUCUCAGGAACUGAUAAAUCGAUCCGUGUAUAUGAUAUGGAAAAAGGGGCACUUCUCACAGGCGAAUUCGGCCACACUGAGGGCGUCAGUGACGUCCGACUUCUUGAAAAAUAUUCUCAUCCAUCAAGCGACUCACCGGAGCGAAUAUUGAUCAGCUCAGGCAUCGAUGGGGUAGUCAUGAUUUGGAACAUAUCUGUGCAGUUACAACAACCUCAGGAAUAUACCCAACCUACACAGGCGAUUCCUAACGACGAGGAGGAAAUUGCUUCUAAGGAUCCAACACUAUCGAAACCCCCUCUGCGAAAAGUAUUAUCUCGCUCAGACCUUGCGGGAUUUCAACGACCGGACGGCUUAGCGUUGACUCCUACCCCGGUGCGCGAAACUUCGGAGCAGUCUCCGCUUUUAUUGCGCAGGCUAUCUCGGGCAUCUCUUGUUUCAUCAAUGAGGAACGGGAACGUAAUGCCAGCAACACCUCCCUCUGCACCUACACGUCGCUCGCCUACCUCUUCCAUUCGCCCCGAGAGAACGCGUAAUUCUCCGUCGCCGCCGAGCCCAAAAUCCACGGGUGGGAAAAAGGCCUUGGAGUCACGGAGUCACAACAAUAUUCGCUGUUCAUCUCUGGAUUUUCGGACACGGGCUCGAGCAUCUGGUAAAAGCGAAUUUGGAAGUUUGAACAUGUCGACCGAACAGGUAUGCCGUACACUGAAGGCAUACAGAAAGAAGCUCAAUGGGUCUACUGAGCAUCUACAUUCCCAAAAGGAGCUAGAGCGUGAACUUAGCCUCACUUUACGGGCUCUCAACUCUCGAGCAAAGAAAUCUGAGACCGAGUCGGGCGAAACUGAGACCGAUAGCAGCGGUAAAGAAAACGAGCGGAUCCCUCGUCCUCCCAUUCCAAACAGAACACCUCGCAUACCUCGUCGAAUUCCGUCAACCCCAAACCUAGGCCAAAAGAAGUCGCCAAAAUAUUCUCGCAGGCGUUCCCUUGACGCAGCUGGAGAAGGCUGA
This is a messenger RNA of Aspergillus versicolor CBS 583.65, 3201 nucleotides long. Its product is annotated as WD40 repeat domain-containing protein. Gene Ontology annotation, biological process: mitotic spindle organization; regulation of mitotic cell cycle. The transcript has 4 exons. The record is from RefSeq and is a predicted model, not a curated record. NCBI's taxonomy places the organism in Eukaryota, Fungi, Ascomycota, Eurotiomycetes, Eurotiales, Aspergillaceae. The coding region runs from base 1 to 3201 and encodes 1066 amino acids. Gene Ontology annotation, molecular function: protein binding. Gene Ontology annotation, cellular component: mitotic spindle.